GCUGAUUACCCCCCUUCCUGUCCAAGCCUGCUAGAGUUCGUGUGCGGACUCCUUGGCCUGAAGAUAUUAAUACUUGCCUGAUCUUGACUCUCAUCCCGACUUUGCCGUGCCGAUAAUGGCUUCCCUCGCGCUUGAUGACUACACAGUCGCGUGGAUCUGUGCCUUGCCCGUGGAGGCAGCAGCGGCCCGCGCCAUACUAGAUCAGACCCACCCCUUGCCUCAAGGUAUCACGGAUCCAAACGCCUACGGACUCGGCGAGCUGAACGGCCAUUAUAUCGCCAUCAUUCUUCUACCACUUGGUGUGUACGGAACCGUGGCUGCCGCGACUGUCGUGUCUUGCAUGCGUAAGACUUUUCCUCAGCUUCAAUUCGGACUCAUGGUGGGAAUUGGCGGCGGGGUGCCCGGCGGAAAAAACGACAUUCGAUUAGGUGAUGUCGUUGUCAGCAAGCCAGGCGUGAAACAUGGUGGUGUGAUACAGUACGAUUAUGGCAAAAAAGUUCCAGGAAAAUUCGAGCAAACAGGAGCUCUAAAUCAGCCACCACAGCCUCUUCUAACAUGGUUGAACCAACUGGAAGCAGAUCGUUUAACAAGCAGGAACAGUUCCCUGUUUGAGAUUGUAAGCGAGGUUUUGGAGCGAUCUCCUGCUAUGAGGGGAGAGUUCUCGCCUCCAGAAGAGCACACAGAUAUCCUCUUUGAUUCAUCCUAUUGCCACCCUGACAAAGAACCUGAUUGCACGAAUUGUGACAAAGACCGAUUAGCCAAAAGACAGCCGCGUGAUAAGAAGGGACCUUAUAUUCAUUAUGGUUUGAUUGCUUCUGGGAACCAGGUGAUGAAGGACGCUGAGACACGAGACCGUCUGGCCGACGAGCAGGGCAUACUCUGCUUUGAAAUGGAAGCAGCGGGCAUUAUGAACCAGCUUCCAACGCUUGUUGUCAGAGGUAUUUGCGACUACUGCGAUUCCCACAAGCAAAAACAAUGGCAGGGAUAUGCGGCCUUGACAGCAGCAGCCUAUGUAAAACUGCUGUUAUCAAUUGUGCCUGUUGAAGAUGGCACCGCUGCACGGUCAAGACAAGUUGACGUUAAACUACAGGAAUACUACGAGAUGGACAAUCGUCUAAAGAUUAAGCGCAUCUCUGGAGAGUUCUUGGAUAUGGAGCAAUGCUAUAUUAACCUUUCGAUCAUAGAACAUCAACAAGACCGGGAUACAAUGCCGCGAGCACAACCGCCAUCCUCAGGAUUCUCACUACUCGAACGCCUGAGAAUAACGGCAGAUACUCCUGAACAGGAAGUCACACUUCCAGACCUAUUCCGUGACCGGAAAAUACCGGAUGGCAAAGUGAUCCAGCCGAGACGGAUCUUAAUUCGAGGACGUGCAGGCGUUGGCAAAACAACACUCUGCAAGAAGAUCGUGCAUGACUUUUACUACCAAAAGAUGUGGGAGACUCUUUUUGAUCGUGUUGUAUGGAUACCCCUGCGAAAACUCAAGGGGAAAUCAACUCUGGAUGAAUUUUUCCGCCAGGAGUACUUCUCUUUUCAAGCCGAACGUGACAGUCUAGUUUCCAAGCUUUUAAAGAUGGUUUUGGAUCAACCCUAUAAAAGAACUCUCUGGUUGUUGGACGGUCUUGAUGAGGUAUCAGGAGAUCGCAAUCUUUUCGGAACUGACUUGACUGAAACAUUUAACCAUCUAUUAAAUCAAGAUAAUGUGGUUAUUACAUCCCGUCCAUAUGCCGUGAACAUUUCCGGACUUACUUCCUUCGACCUAGAACUCGAGACUGUCGGGUUUCAUCCAAGACAGGUGCAGACUUACUUGGCCAAAACGAUGACAGAUCCAAAUACCGCUGAUCAGGUCCAUUCUUUCAUUCGGAGCCACUGGCUAAUCGAGGGACUUGUUCGAAUACCUAUUCAGCUUGAUGCAUUGUGCUAUAUUUGGAAUAAGAACUCCUUCUAUUCUGACGCUUUGCCACAAACCAUGACAGAAAUAUACCAGGCCAUUGAAUUGAAGUUAUGGCAAAAGGAUAUCUUGAAUUUGCAGACGAGAGAUGACGCCAGGCAGUUAAGUGAAGCUGCACUCCAGAAACUGCGAACACGCGUGCAGAUUCAUUCAGAGGUGGGCACUGUAAUGGAAUUACUGGAAUGUCUGGCCUUUGCAGGGUUAUACAGUGACAUUAUUGAAUUCCAUCAAGGUCAUCGUGAUUGGCUAUAUGAGCAACCGCAAUUUUGCAAGAGGUCAGACAAUGACCUUGACCGACUCUCCUUUCUGCGCACAUCAGAUACUUCAAGACAGGACAAGAGUUAUCAUUUCCUACAUCUUACUUUUCAGGAAUUCUUCGCCGCUCAAUAUUUCGUCCGGUGUUCGAUAUCCAACAAACCACUUCUCUGUCUCAAGCCUGGAAGUUCAAGGGGAAGCCGUACGAUGGAAAUAUCACCUGAGGGAUUUUUAGAGAGAGAAAAGUAUAGUGGGCGCUAUGAUGUGUUCUGGAGGUUUGUCACAGGGCUGCUUCAUAAUAUCGACGAAGAGCAAGCAUGCUCAUUCCUUAAAAAAAUCGAGGGGGAGCCACGAGAUUUACUCGGCCCAGCACAUCAGAGGCUGCUUAUGCACUGCUUCAGCGAGAUACCUCAGCCAGAUAAUUCAGAGCUGGAAGAGAACAUCAAUGGUUACUUACAACACCUUCGAGAAAAGAUGGAACACGGAUGCAUCCAAUGGUCUGAGUAUGAGGUCAAAUGGCUUCCAAAAAUGCGCCUUUGCAGUGAGACUGAAUUUCCAGAUCAUGUUCUGUGCGAAUUACUUAAGAAUUUCUUGCAAAGGAGAAGCUCCCAUAGAGGAAAGAUUCUGGAAUCCUUAGCCCAUCGAUGGCAUAUGUCGCCCAAGCUCAUGGCUAUAACCGCAAAUUUUAUGGAUGACAGCGACAGACACGUCAGGUGGGCGGCUGUUGAAGCCUUAGGCCACCAAUCUCCCUGGCCGUCUGAGAUCCUGCAGGCGGUCAUGGGCCGGCUAGGUGACAGCAGCUGGAGCGUCAGGCGGGCGGCUAUUACAGUCUUAGGCAGCCAAUCUCCCUGGCCGCCCGAGGUCCUGCAGGCGGUCAUGGGCCGGCUAGACGACAGCGAUAGUGGCGUCAGGCAGAGAGCUGUUCAGGCCUUAGGCAGCCAAUCUCCCUGGNCGCCUGAGAUCCUGCAGGCAGUCAUGGGCCGGCUAGACGACAGCGACGGGGACGUCAGGCAGGCGGCUAUUGGGGCCUUAGACAGCCAAUCUCCCAGGCCACCUGAGAUCCUGCAGGCAGUCAUGGGCCGGCUAGACGACAGCGACGGGGAUGUCAGGCAGGUGGCUAUUAGGGCCUUAAGCAGGCAAUCUCCCUGGCCGCCCGAGACCCUGCAGGCAGUCAUGGGCCAGCUAGAUAAUAGUGAUAAGUUCAUCAGGCAGGUGGCUAUUAGGGCCUUAGGCAGGCAAUCUCCCUGGCCGCCUGAGAUCCUGCAGGCGGUUAUAGGCCAGCUAGAUGACAGUGACUGGGCCAUCAGGCGGGCGGCUAUAGUAGUCUUACACAGCCAAUCUCCCUGGCCACCCGAGAUCCUGCAGGCGGUUAUGGGCCAGCUAGAUACCAGUGACAGGGCUGUUAGGCAGGCGGCUAUUAGGGCCUUAGGCAGCCAGUCUCCCUGGCCACCCGAGAUCCUGCAGGCAGUCAUGGGCCGGCUAGACGACAGUGAUAGUGGCGUCAGGCAGGCGGCUAUUAGGGCCUUAGGCAGGCAAUCUCCCUGGGCGCCUGAGAUCCUGCAGGCGGUCAUGGGCCAGCUAGAUGACAGCGAGUUGAACAUGAUGUCAGGAUUAGAAGCUCUCUUAUGGAAACACAAUGAUAUUCCUUCCUAUUUCUUACAGUUGCAUCCUGAUGCUGCUGCCGUGACAUUAUGCAAAAUUUGGGCCCGGAAAAGUAUCGAAGAGACCUUUGUCUGCUACAUGAGGAAUGGAAACAUAUAUUUUGAGAUGUCAGAUGGGCGAAAGGAAUUCUCUUCAUCUAGAAAAGAUAUCCAGCGUUUCAAGGAUAGAUUGCGGGCUGCGAGCCUUCACAGCCCGAUUUGGAAGAGUCUAAGCCCGAUUUUACGUUUAGUUUAUAAAGAUGGGAUGCCAUUUAGUGAAUUGAGAGAUUGAUCAAAUUACAUUCACUUCUAUUUUCAAUUAUCUUCAAUAAAAGACGGUCAGGGAGCGUAGUUAAACUUAUGCUAAAUAUUAU
Messenger RNA from Aspergillus versicolor CBS 583.65, 4220 nucleotides. RefSeq lists its product as uncharacterized. Gene Ontology annotation, biological process: nucleoside metabolic process. NCBI's taxonomy places the organism in Eukaryota, Fungi, Ascomycota, Eurotiomycetes, Eurotiales, Aspergillaceae. The transcript is spliced from 2 exons. The record is from RefSeq and is a predicted model, not a curated record. Gene Ontology annotation, molecular function: catalytic activity. The coding region runs from base 116 to 4138 and encodes 1340 amino acids.